This is a messenger RNA of Megachile rotundata (alfalfa leafcutting bee), 1353 nucleotides long. Its product is annotated as apolipoprotein D. Gene Ontology annotation, biological process: lipid metabolic process; response to reactive oxygen species. Gene Ontology annotation, molecular function: pigment binding. The record is from RefSeq and is a predicted model, not a curated record. Gene Ontology annotation, cellular component: cytoplasm. Lineage: Eukaryota; Metazoa; Arthropoda; Insecta; Hymenoptera; Megachilidae.
UCGUUUAUAAAUUCCUUACACCUUUCUUGGGUCAUUACUAGUCUAACACUAAAAUUAUACUAAUCACAAAAACAAUAUUCUAAAUAACUACUGAUCUUCAAUGGAAAAUUAUGCGAGUCCAUGUAAACAUUACUAUAGAAUUCAUUGAACUUUGAAUAAGGAAAGUCCCACAGCUCGUAUCGCUAUCAGAAUAUCUGCAGUAAAUUAUAUUUUUAAAAUUUGAAAGAAGACACAUCGAUUUGACCAGCACGCAGUUGCCCAUUGGAAGCGUGCGUGACCCACAAUUGGAUCCAGAGUGGGGUACGCCUCAUAAAAUCCUUGUGCAUUGAAUCUAGUGUUUACAGUACCAGUUCAGAGCCUGACAACAUCGCUUCAAAAUGGGAACAAUGAAAUGUUUGAUAUUUCUAGCAGGAUGUUUUGUAUUCGCGAAAGCACAUACGUAUCAUAUGGGCGGUUGUCCCAUCGUGGAACCGAUGCAAGGAUUCCAAAUGAGCAGAUUUCUAGGAGUAUGGUACGUAAUACAGAAAACUUCAACUGCCAGUAAAUGCAUCACUUACAACUACACUCGGGGCGAGGAACCGGGAGAAUACGUUAUAACGCAAGAUUCUGAUCAUCCGAUGUUAGGUCUUACACCAUUGAAGCACGAGUAUCAUUACACCGGUGAAUUGUCCGUUCCGGAACCGAGUACGCCAGGCCGAAUGCAAGUUCGUUUUCCUCUUAGUGUUGCCGGAAGCGCGUCUCACGUGGUGUUCCUGACGGACUACGACAACUACGCGGGAAUCUUCACCUGCCAAAAAUUGGCAUUCGCUCAUCGGCAAAGCGCGACGAUCCUCUCCAGACAUCGAGAACUGAGCAAAGUUUACGUGGACCAGAUACGUGAACGGUUAAGCUCGUUCGGAGUAGAUCCUUUCGAUCUCAGCAUCGUCCCUCAAACAGGGUGCCCCAGAAACAACGAUACGUUCGACAUCAACGUUAACCCUAAUACGUUCACCAGCGAAAGUUUAGGCAACGUAGUUCGCAAAGCUGGAGAGAAGUUGGGUGACGGUGUUCAAUGGGUGGCUAAUACGGGAAGCAAGGUGUACCAUAAAUUGGCAGGAGACGAGCAGAACACCACUAAACCGGAAGAUAAGGCAGGAGUCGGCACUUACAAGGAGGUAGACACCAACGAGGUUGGAUGGAUCCCGUAAAAUCAGGAUGUUGGAAUUUAGAUCUCUUAAUUUUUAAGACGUCGACAAUAUUUGGUUGUUAAAUGAUUAUGAUCUGUUUAGAAAUAGCAGGAGAACCAAAGACUAACCGAAACGUAUAUUUUUUGCAAGAUUGUGAAUGAAAUAAAAACUUUGAGAGUUGAAUGAA